Drosophila bipectinata is the source of this 2227-nucleotide messenger RNA. It is a transcript of the gene Pp2A-29B, whose product is annotated as Protein phosphatase PP2A regulatory subunit A. Gene Ontology annotation, molecular function: protein phosphatase regulator activity; protein binding. Gene Ontology annotation, cellular component: protein phosphatase type 2A complex; cytoplasm. Lineage: Eukaryota; Metazoa; Arthropoda; Insecta; Diptera; Drosophilidae. Gene Ontology annotation, biological process: protein dephosphorylation. The record is from RefSeq and is a predicted model, not a curated record.
UUAUCGUUAUCGCUCCCGUUGUGUCACUUGGAAGUGAAAAAUAAUUUGCCAAGCGACGAAGUCCCAUUUUCUUUGGAAAACUAAUCAUAGAUUUUGUUGUAGCAAACUUGCAAAGUGGAGCAGGUAUAACCAAAAAGAUUGUGAAAUUGUUUUGUAGCCGUGAACGAGUUAUUUGCGAAUCGCCAAAGGGCAAAAUCGAGUGUGUUGCCUGCAGAGUAGAAAAACCGAUUUUCAGUGCGUGUGUGUAGCAGAGACGGCAGAAAAAAUGGCAGCAAGCGACAAAUCCGUCGACGAUUCUCUAUAUCCCAUUGCGGUCCUUAUUGAUGAGUUGAAAAACGAGGAUGUACAGUUGCGUCUCAACUCUAUCAAAAAGCUCUCUACGAUUGCCCUAGCUUUGGGCGAAGAGCGCACUCGGUCUGAGUUGAUUCCCUUCCUCACUGAAACCAUCUACGAUGAGGACGAAGUAUUGCUGGCUUUGGCAGAUCAGCUGGGCAACUUUACAAGUCUUGUCGGUGGCCCUGAGUUCGCUAUGUACUUGAUUCCACCACUCGAGAGCUUGGCAACCGUCGAGGAGACCGUGGUGCGGGACAAGGCCGUUGAAUCCCUGCGCACUGUUGCUGCGGAGCACAGCGCCCAGGACCUGGAGAUUCAUGUAGUGCCGACGUUGCAGCGCUUGGUUUCAGGCGACUGGUUUACCUCGCGUACAUCUGCUUGUGGACUUUUCUCGGUCUGUUAUCCUAGGGUCACACAACCCGUGAAGGCCGAGCUGCGAGCAAACUUCCGCAAGCUCUGCCAGGAUGAGACUCCGAUGGUGCGCCGUGCGGCGGCCAACAAGCUGGGCGAGUUCGCAAAGGUCGUGGAGACAGAGUACCUCAAAUCUGACUUGAUUCCGAACUUUGUUCAGCUAGCUCAGGACGAUCAGGACUCUGUGCGCCUUUUGGCUGUCGAGGCAUGCGUCAGUAUUGCACAACUGCUCCCCCAGGACGAUGUUGAGCACCUGGUUCUGCCAACUCUUCGGCAAUGCGCAAGUGAUUCAUCCUGGCGAGUGCGGUACAUGGUUGCCGAGAAGUUUGUUGACCUUCAGAAGGCCGUGGGUCCUGAGAUCACUCGCGUAGAUCUGGUGCCUGCCUUCCAAUACUUGCUCAAGGACGCUGAGGCCGAGGUACGCGCCGCAGUUGCCACUAAGGUGAAGGACUUUUGUGCCAACCUGGACAAGGCCAACCAAGUCCAGAUCAUCUUGAGCUCUAUUUUGCCCUACGUACGCGAUUUGGUCUCUGAUCCCAACCCCCACGUCAAGUCUGCCUUGGCCUCAGUCAUCAUGGGACUGAGCCCGAUGUUGGGAGCCUACCAGACUGUAGAACAACUAUUGCCUCUGUUCCUCAUCCAGCUUAAGGAUGAAUGCCCGGAAGUGCGUCUCAACAUUAUUUCGAAUCUGGAUUGUGUGAACGAUGUUAUCGGCAUCCAGCAGCUGUCACAGUCGCUCCUGCCAGCAAUUGUCGAGUUGGCCGAGGACUCGAAGUGGCGCGUGCGCCUAGCCAUCAUUGAGUACAUGCCUGCCCUGGCCGGUCAGCUGGGUCAGGAGUUCUUUGACCAGAAACUCCGAGGCCUGUGCAUGGGAUGGCUUAACGAUCAUGUUUAUGCCAUCCGAGAGGCAGCUACCCUUAACAUGAAGAAACUGGUCGAACAGUUUGGAGCUCCAUGGGCCGAACAGGCCAUUAUUCCCAUGAUCCUGGUUAUGUCACGCAACAAGAACUAUUUGCACAGAAUGACCUGCUUGUUCUGCCUGAACGUCUUGGCCGAGGUGUGCGGCACAGACAUCACUACCAAGCUGCUUUUGCCGACAGUUAUCCUGCUUGCUGCCGAUCCCGUCGCAAAUGUUCGCUUCAACGUGGCCAAGACCCUGCAGAAAAUCUCUCCCUUCCUCGAGGCCAGCGUAAUCGAUUCCCAAGUAAAGCCCACACUCGACAAACUGAACGCGGACACGGAUGUGGACGUGAAGCAUUUUGCUGCACAGGCCAUUGCCGGCAUAGCAGCAGAAAUGGAAUUGAAUGUGUUUAGAACGGCGAUACCGCCGUGCAUGGGAGCCAAAAUUGAGGCGGCCAUGGACUCGAAACUGAUCGUGGAGCCACCGCCCAUGGUGCCGGCUGACGAUGACAUUUUGCAGGAGAUGAACGCCAAGGCUGCGGCGGAGGUGGCCGAGCCACCCAAAGUUGAAAUGGAAUGUUAG